AUGUCUCAAAACACCGGCCUCUUCAGCGUGCGCCGCCCGCGCGAAACUUUGGGAAGCAUUCAGAACUAUUCCUCAAUACCACAACCCGCGUCAGCAAUGAAGGCGCCUCAUACGGCGCAACAUGCGCGCUCGACAUCUGGGUACACCGGCAUGCGGCCACCGCAACCGAAUUUCAAGCGCUCAUCGUCUGGCGGCAACCUGGCAGACAUGGGCAUGUCAACAGUCCGGAGGUCAACAUCCACCAAUGUUUUCGCGAGUGGUCGCCAGAGCCUUGCGCCUAAUCAGCUGUUUGGCUCGCAGACUCCGGCGUCUGGUAGUGUGCAACGACGAAGUAGCAUCUACUCGAGACCCUCGAACCACGGUCCACUCGCCAACCAGUCAUUCUUCAUCCAGUCUGCGCCUCCCGCCGCAAAUGCAAAGGACCAACGUCCCCUUCGUGAUCCUUCUUAUCGCGCGCGAAUCGGACAAGAGCUGAUGGACUAUCUCUCACAAAACAACUUCGAGCUUGAAAUGAAGUGUUCUUUACGACAAGAUUCCCUGAAGUCGCCCAGUCAGAAGGAAUUCACCAACAUUUUCCAGUGGCUCUACCGACGCAUCGAUCCCGGCUAUAGAUUCCAGAAGGGCGUCGAUACCGAAGUUCCACCAAUUCUGAAGCAACUUCGCUACCCUUACGCCUGGCAGAUCACAAAAUCUCAGCUUGGUGCAGUGGGCAGCCAGACAUCCUGGCCCGUCUUUCUUGGGCUCCUCCACUGGCUCAUGCAGCUCGCCCAGAUGCUCGAGAACUUCACCCGUGGUGCCUACGAUGAUGCUUGUGCUGAGGCUGGGAUUGAUGUAUCUGGUGAUCGCAUUGUGUUCCGCUUCCUCUUUGGCGCGUAUCAGGAUUGGCUCGGCGUCGGUAAUGACGAAGACGAGGAAAACGCUGAUGCUGCGCUCUUGCCACAUAUCCAGGCCAUGGCGGAGGCUUUCGAGAAGAUCAAUGCCAAACAUGGCGAAGAGCUCAAAAUAUACGAAGCGGAGAACCAGGCUCUGAAAGAGCAAGUCGAAGAGCUCGAAAAGGCGACUCCUGAUAUCUCGAAACUGGACAAUGUUUUCAAGAUCUUAGAAGACGACACCAAGAAAUUCGAGGACUACAACACCAAUGUUGCGGCGAAAAUCGAAAAGUACGAAUCCAGGAUCAAGGUCCUGGAGAAGGAGAUCCAGAACACGAUCUCUGAGCUCUCGGCAGCUGAGGAGGAGCGUGGUUCUUUGCAACACCAAGUCGAUGCCCAAGGCCUCAGCUUGCAGGACAUCGAUCGCAUGAACACGGAACGCGAACGCCUGACUAAGAGUCACGAUGAUGCCGUUGUAAUGCUCGAGGAGGUCAGCAAAAAGGUUCUGGCCAAGGAGAUUGAGACAGCUCAGAAACUAGAAGACCUUGAGGGUGUCAUCAAACGCUACAACUCCCUGGGUUACCAACUGUCGCUCAUUCCUUCUACCGCCGCUAAUGCUCGUGGGAACAACUACGAGCUGAAGCUGAACCUGCCGACAGCCACCUUCUCGACUUCGCAGUCAGGCCGAACCUCGCGUCGGGGAUCACCUUCGGAUGGUGACCGCCUUCUUGGCUCCAGCAACCCUGCUACGGGUCAUUCACCCGCUCACCUGCUCAACCUAGAUCUCCGAGGUACGGUCCGAUCUACCUUUGUGUCACUCCGCAAAGAGAUCAAUGAGCGUCGCAAGGCCGCUGCGGACGCGGACCUCAAUGCGCGUGACAUGCUUGAGAACGUUGUCGACGCCCUGGCGGAGAAGAAUAACGAGAUCGACAACUUGAACCACCGCAUGCGCGAGGCGAGCACCAACUACAACUCGCUCAAGGAGACGGGAAACACGACACACACGCAGCAGACAUCGGCCAUCGAACGGCUCGAGGCCGAGCUGUCGCGCAUGCGGGAGGGGCUGAACAGGGGCGCGGUGGAAAUGGAGCAGAAGGAGCUAGAAGCGACAUUGGCGUGGGAGCAGAUGCAGGAUGAGGCGGGCCAGAUCCGCGAGCAGCUGCACGCGGAUGUGGAGAAGAUGUUGGAGGAGGUGGUCAACUUCAAGGUGCAUGUGCAGAAGGGCUUGGAGGAGUUUGAGAACACUGUCGGCAUGGAGGUCGAAGAGGAGCUUGCGGAAGGGGAGGCCAUGGAAGAGGAUGGCGUUGUCUUUGAGUAG
Cyphellophora europaea CBS 101466 is the source of this 2187-nucleotide messenger RNA. RefSeq lists its product as uncharacterized. Gene Ontology annotation, cellular component: Ndc80 complex. Bases 1 to 2187 code for a protein of 728 amino acids. The transcript has a single exon. Lineage: Eukaryota; Fungi; Ascomycota; Eurotiomycetes; Chaetothyriales; Cyphellophoraceae. The record is from RefSeq and is a predicted model, not a curated record. Gene Ontology annotation, biological process: attachment of mitotic spindle microtubules to kinetochore.